CGUCUAGUGCUGUGGUAAGCGCGUGUGCCUAAGAGCGAGCCUCGGCACACAUCUUAUUAAAAAAAAUCAAAAAUACAAAAAAAAUUAUAAAACAGAAAAUCAACAAAAAAUCUAUUUUCGUCUUUGUAACCGUGACUCGGUGAAGCAGUAAAGUCGCAGCGGGAUUAUCAGAUUUAGCUAUCGGAGCAGAUUAGCGUGUUGAGUUAGCCGAACUAGCAGCGCUCUAAUUUGAAGGGAUUAGCCUAGUGUGCUAACCGAUUAGCAUUAGCUCAAGCUAGUUUGGAGCGGGUCGUUUUUUUCUGUCUUUAGCGUUUUACCUUUACAAGUUUGUUGGUUGAAAUCCGGUUGGAAUCCUGAUCAGUUUGUUUGCGCUAAAAAAAACAAAACCGUCAGCUCAGUUGCCAUAGUUACCGUGCGUUUAAAUUAGCUAGCUUGUUUGGCCUAAACCGUGCUCCGUGUGUUUCCGGUUGAUCAGUGCGCGUGAACAGUAGGUGAAGAUGAACCCCAGCGCUCCCAGUUACCCCAUGGCGUCUCUGUAUGUGGGAGAUCUGCACCCUGACGUCACCGAGGCCAUGCUGUACGAGAAGUUCAGCCCCGCGGGUCCUAUCCUCUCCAUCCGGGUGUGCAGGGACAUGAUGACCCGCCGCUCGCUCGGAUACGCCUACGUCAACUUCCAGCAGCCCGCCGACGCCGAGCGAGCUCUGGACACCAUGAACUUCGAUGUGAUUAAGGGGCGUCCGGUACGGAUCAUGUGGUCCCAGAGAGACCCCUCGCUGAGGAAGAGCGGCGUCGGGAACAUCUUCAUCAAGAACCUCGACAAGUCCAUCGACAACAAGGCUCUCUACGACACCUUCUCAGCGUUCGGGAACAUCUUGUCCUGCAAGGUGGUGUGUGAUGAAAAUGGCUCUAAGGGCUACGGCUUCGUGCACUUUGAGACCCACGAGGCUGCAGAGAGAGCGAUAGAGAAAAUGAACGGCAUGCUGCUCAACGACCGCAAAGUGUUUGUCGGACGCUUCAAAUCCCGUAAAGAACGUGAGGCUGAGAUGGGAGCUCGUGCCAAAGAGUUCACAAACGUCUACAUUAAGAACUUUGGCGAGGACAUGGACGACGAGAAACUCAAAGAGAUCUUCAGCAAGUUUGGGCCUGCACUGAGUAUCCGGGUCAUGACCGAUGAUGGAGGAAAAUCUAAAGGAUUCGGCUUUGUGAGCUUCGAGAGGCACGAGGACGCUCAGAGAGCUGUGGAUGAGAUGAAUGGAAAGGAGCUGAAUGGGAAGCAGGUGUACGUGGGCCGGGCGCAGAAGAAAGGCGAGAGACAGACUGAACUGAAACGCAAGUUUGAGCAGAUGAAGCAGGACCGCAUGACCCGCUACCAGGGUGUGAACUUGUAUGUGAAGAAUCUGGAUGACGGUCUGGAUGACGAACGUCUCCGCAAAGAGUUCUCACCUUUUGGAACAAUCACCAGCGCUAAGGUGAUGAUGGAGGGUGGUCGCUCUAAAGGGUUUGGCUUCGUGUGUUUCUCGUCUCCGGAGGAAGCCACGAAGGCGGUGACGGAGAUGAACGGCCGCAUCGUAGCCACCAAGCCGCUGUACGUGGCUCUGGCGCAGCGUAAAGAGGAGCGUCAGGCUCACCUCACCAACCAGUACAUGCAGAGGAUGGCUAGUGUACGCGCCGUCCCAAACCCCGUCCUCAACCCCUACCAGCCCGCUCCUCCAUCCGGGUACUUCAUGGCUGCUAUUCCUCAGGCUCAGAACAGAGCUGCCUAUUAUCCAAGCAGUCAGCUGGCGCAGCUCCGCCCGAGUCCCCGAUGGGCCACGCAGAGCGUCCGCCCCCAGCAUUUCCAGAACAUGCCGAAUGCGAUCCGUCCCACAGCACCGCGUCCACAGACCUUCGGCGCCAUCCGCCCAACGACCAAUCAGGUGCCACGCAUGAUGGCAUCACAGCGUAUGGCAUCUCAGCCGUUACGCCCAGCCAGUGCAGGAGCAGCUACAGCUGCAGCACCUGUGCGAGCAGUGCAGCAGUACAAGUACACACCCGGAGUACGCAACACACAACAACACCUGCCCACACAAGUACCCCUGCCACAGGCCGCGGUGCAUGUUCAGGGUCAGGAGCCACUCACUGCCUCCAUGCUGGCCGCCGCCCCCCCACAGGAGCAGAAGCAGAUGCUGGGUGAGCGUCUGUUCCCGUUGAUCCAGAACAUGCACCCGAAUCUGGCUGGGAAAAUCACCGGUAUGCUGCUGGAGAUCGACAACUCAGAGCUGCUGCACAUGCUUGAGUCUCCUGAGUCACUGCGCUCCAAGGUGGAUGAGGCGGUGGCUGUGCUGCAUGCACACCAAUCAAAGGAAAACGCUCAGAAAUCAGCGGGCAGUGCUGCUGUUCCUGCUGUUUAAUUACACGCAAGGAGCUUUAAUGAGAACCAGGAUCAUCCCCUCUGCACUCAGCUGCUUCACCCAGACUGGGACAAGGACAAAAUAAAUACAUAAUUAAAACAUUGAAAAAAAAAUAAACAUUGAGAAAUAGAUUUCAGAUAGAAACACUCGGCCGGGUCCACACACACACAGGCCCUGACUAUACAAUAAAUAUACAAAAAAACAGAAAAAAUGUAAAAAGUGAUUUUUCAUCCAUCAUUCCUGUUUUGUUUUUAUUCUUCUCGCUGUCGGAGUGUGUGUGUGUGUGUGUGUGUGUAUGCGUGCGUGUGUGUGCCUGUGUGUGCGCAUGCGUGUGUGCGUGUCCUCACUCGACAGCUGAGCUUUGGAAACGUGAAUUGGAUUAAUAAAGAGUGAAACAUGUU
Ictalurus punctatus (channel catfish) is the source of this 2791-nucleotide messenger RNA. RefSeq names its product poly(A) binding protein, cytoplasmic 1a (gene pabpc1a). The transcript has 15 exons. Gene Ontology annotation, cellular component: ribonucleoprotein complex. The record is from RefSeq and is a predicted model, not a curated record. Gene Ontology annotation, molecular function: RNA binding. Bases 498 to 2390 code for a protein of 630 amino acids. NCBI's taxonomy places the organism in Eukaryota, Metazoa, Chordata, Actinopteri, Siluriformes, Ictaluridae.